Penicillium diatomitis is the source of this 1812-nucleotide messenger RNA. RefSeq lists its product as uncharacterized. The transcript is spliced from 2 exons. The coding region runs from base 1 to 1812 and encodes 603 amino acids. The record is from RefSeq and is a predicted model, not a curated record. Lineage: Eukaryota; Fungi; Ascomycota; Eurotiomycetes; Eurotiales; Aspergillaceae.
AUGAUUCCUCACAGAACGACCGGUCUGUUGGCGGUCAUAGUCUUCGUCGCGCUUCUCCUUUUCAUAUUUUCGGCAUCUCCCAUCCCGUCCCCGACAAUUGAGAGUCAGACGGAGGACGGAGCUGAUCACAGCGCAAAGCUUCACGUUCCCGUCCCGAUCCCCAAACUCCCGUCGUGGGGCGAUUUUCAUCUUCCAACUUUCCGCGCGCCAUCCCACGAGCCUCCAGCGGAACAGACAAAUAGUACAAGUGGCGAGUCAAAAUGGUUUAGCACCUGGGAAUGGAAAGGUCCAUUCUCCUCGACCAUCACCUUGGACGAGAAUCGCUCUGUCCUUCCGCCAUUGCGCGAACGCCGACGGGUGUACACGUACUAUAAUCCUCAAUACAACCCGAAGAAGUACACUGGCAAGGAGCUCAAGGACAGUCGGAAGGCCGAUGAGAAGCUCCUGCUCGCAUGGCGACGGGCCUGGUUCGCCCAAGGAUUCCGACCCAUCAUUCUCACCCCAGGUGAUGCUAUGAAAAGCCCCUACGGUGAAAUUGUACAAAAAUUGAAAUUGAACCCCGAGAUGGAGAAUGAAGUGUUUCGAUGGCUAGCGUGGGGUCAUAUGGGCACCGGUAUUCUUGCAGACUUCGAGUGCUUCCCUAUGGCGCGCUACGAUGACAACCUUUUGACGGCCUUGCGACGAGGAAUGGCGCCUGAGUUCAUUACGCGGUUUGAUAACUUCCAAGGGGGACUCUACUCUGGAGAGAAACAGCAAAUCAACCGGGCAAUCGAAAGCGCCGUCAAGAAGCUGGAGGACAAUUCCCUCUCGUUCACAGAUUCGAUUGACCCAGCGUUGUUCCGAGUGGAGCAGCCAACUGCACUGGCAUAUUACAAGUCGUCGAGUAUUACUUCUCUCUAUCCAGCGAUUCACGAAAAAAUCAGUCAGAAUCCGGCAUCCGGUCGACUACAACUAGUGGAACUUAUCAACGCUCAUUUGCACAGUACUUUCCAAAGCUCCUUCCCCGCUGGUCUGGCUGUGCUGAAGCCGUUCCGGGAGCACACGACUGCGCUCGUGGAGCCGGCCCUGCGCCUGGCUAAAGCUCUUAUCCAGUGUCCACAGUCACCUAUACCAAAAUCCUGUCCACCCAACAUACCUGAUUGUCGCCCUUGCGCUUCGGGCAAAACACCAAUGCGGAUUAGCCAGCCAUCGGGGUUCAAAAACACCACUUUCCUGUUCACUAUUGGCACUCUCCCUCACCCAUACACCCUGAUCAGUCUUCAAAAAAACUCCGAUGCGGUGACCACUCGUCAGGUCCGUCGGGAGACUGAGCGUGACGUCUGGGUGACUGAGGUCACGAAGGAACAUCUUGGACAGGAACUUGGUGCCUCGUCCCGUGCGGCAGUCUUCAAGCAAGUUGUUGCGGGGGAUCAAGCCGUCGCAAACUCGCUGUGGAUGACCGUGGAAUCCCUUCCCGCGGAGGCGGGUCAGAGUCUGCCCGCCGAGCUUCUGGAUGAGUUCGAGUGGCAAUUCGGGUUCCAAAUUCCCCGCGGCAACGCUAUUGAGCCCAACACACCCAACGAUAAGGAGAGUGUACAGAACAAUAAUCCUAGCCAGCAAGGCGUGGAUAAGGAAUAUGAACUGAUCAAGAAGGCACGCGAGGUCAUCAGGAGCAAAGACGCCAAUCAGAAAAAAAUCAAGGAUGUCGCCGAGGCCUGGAAUCUGGCAGACACCGAGGUGUGGCGAUUUGUGAAAGCGUAUCAUGCCCGUGCUGUUGUUGAGCGGAAGCAGUGGGAGCAGGAAGAGAAGGCGUUCUCCGGUUCUUCAUCAUGA